GGAUCAAUGAAAGCGCAGCCGGGAGUUGUGUGUGAGUGUGUGUGAGUGUGAGUGUGUGUAUAUGUGUGUGUGUGAGUGGGAGUCCACCAUAAAACUUCAAGCAAAGUCAUAUAUAGAUGAUAAGAAGACAAUACGGUAUGCGGCUGUGAUUUGAAAGCGUGUGUUUAGAGACCCGGAUUCAGUGUUAUGGAGUGGUGCGAGGUGUACAGCACUGAACCGAUCACCUCAUUUAAGUGGGAAAGGUCUCUGUUCCUGGUGUGAACGACCUUAACAUCAACAAAGCUGUUGUUGUAAAAAAGAUGACAGAAGGCAUGGCUAACUGGAUUCUGUCUAAAUGGAAACUCUGGCUACUAGUUCCACUAGUGUUGGACUCUUUUACUAAAGCCCAAAACCUGAAACCUACAAGAUGGCCUCUAUACCAGGGUAAGCCUUUGUUGCUAGCCUGGAAUGCCCCCACUGAAGACUGUCGGCCACGCCACAACGUUAAUUUUCCGCUGGACCAGUUCCAGAUUGUGGCUUCACCAAAUGAAGGUUUCACCAAACAAAAUCUCACCAUUUUCUAUAAGGAUCGACUUGGCCUGUACCCGUAUUUUAAUACUGACAAGAAUCCGGUGAAUGGUGGCCUUCCUCAACUUGCCAGCCAGACUAAGCACCUUGAGAAGAUGUCACAAGACCUCGAGAAAUACAUUCCUAACCCAGCAGCUAAAGGCCUUGCUGUGUUCGACUGGGAGGAAUGGCGCCCCCUAUGGAUUAGAAAUUGGGAUUCUAAGAACAUUUACAAAAACCAGUCUCAGCUCUUGGUGUCCAAAAAGAACCCGACGUCGGACCCAGCUCGGCUAACAAAGGUGGCUCAACAAGAGUUUGAGAUAUCAGGGCGCAAUUUUAUGCUUGAGUCCUUGCGGUUGGCCAAACAUCAGCGUCCAAACCAGCUGUGGGGAUUCUACCUGUUUCCUGACUGCUACAACCAUGAUUACCUCAAAAGCCUAGAGAGCUACACAGGCCGUUGUCCUGACCCAGAGAUAGCCCGGAAUGACCAGCUGACUUGGCUGUGGACAGAAAGCACAGCACUUUUUCCAUCUGUCUACAUAGGUUCAGUGUUGCGUUCAACUGCGUUUGCUCGCCAGUUUGUUCGGAACAGGGUGAAAGAGGGCAUGAGAGUAGCAUCUUUGGGCUCUGACCUGGCACGCCCGGUGUUUGUGUACGUCCGUCCCACGUACAUCAACGAGCUGGCCCUUCUUACUGAGGUUGACCUGAUCUCCACCAUUGGAGAAAGUGUGGCACUGGGUGCUGCUGGCAUUAUACUUUGGGGAGAUGCCAAUUAUUCAAGCAGCAGUGUGAUCUGUAGGAAGCUGGCUGAGUAUGUCCAGGGGCCACUGGGCCAUUACCUCCUCAAUGUUUCCAGUGCAGCUGAACAGUGUAGUCAGUCAGUGUGUGGCUCCCGUGGCCGCUGUAUGCGCAGACAACCAGACUCAGAUACAUACCUGCACCUGGACCCUCAGAGUCACAGGAUUGUGAUGCAGGGGAAACGCCUGGCAGUCGAAGGACACAUGGGAUCUGAGGAAUUAAAACGCAUCAGGGAAGAUUUUAUCUGCCAGUGUUUUAGCGGCUAUCAAGGGUCUUACUGUGAGCUGCCCGAUCCCCGGUAUAACAGAGGGCAGGGGCACAAACUGCAUGUAUCGUGGAGCUCCUGUCUUCUCUUUUUGCUGCUCACAUUAUUGAACUGAGUAUUCAGAAUACUGGACAUUUAUACAGCCUGCUGUGGACAGUUUUUCAUUCUCUGUGACACAAAGGAAGCAUUUGCUUCUGUCAAUUUUUUUGUAAAAUUCAAUCUUAUUGUACAGUUUCUAAUGUUCUUUUUCUUUUUGCUACACAGAUUUUAUUAUAAUUUAAUUUUUAUAGAAAUAUUUGAGGGUGUUCAACGAAAUAUCUAGAAAAACUGAUUGAAAAACUGAUUUUUUUUUAAAUGUCCGUCUUUAGCCUAAUGGCAUUUUGUAUAAUUGGAAAGUUAAAUGUAAAAGAUAUGUGGGUGUCCCCAAUGAGUCAACAAUGCUGAUAAGAAAUGAUAUAAGCACAGAAAAACUAGUCCAAAUAGGCACUUAUGUUUAUUAUUUUAGAUCAUGGAUUCACAAACAACAUAAAAAAUCAUCGAAUCAUCAUCAUACAUAUAAAUGAUACACUGUCUCUAAUUUAAAUUGAUGUUAAUUAUAUUAAUUAUUGAUUUUUUUAUUGUGGUGAUUUAAGUGCUGUGGUGUGAUCACUUAAACAAUACCAGGACUUUUUAUUUUUGCAGUCAUAUAGACCUGAUUCACACAUAUUUUCUAGGUUUACACUCACUACACUCUUGCUAUUUAAUAAAUAGUUGUGUCUCUGAAAUGUAUAAUUGUUUGUCUGUUAAAUGUGUAGGUAUGGCAAAAAAUAGAAAGGAAAAAAGGGAGCACUUGUGGUUAAAUAUUGUGUUAUGUGUUAGUGUACAUAUUAUACCAUUUUAUAGAUAAAACAUAAUCUAUACACCAGAUAGACUCCAAAUAAAUGGUCACCACUGGUCCACCACCAGUCUAUGUGGAA
This is a messenger RNA of Silurus meridionalis, 2565 nucleotides long. It is a transcript of the gene hyal2a, whose product is annotated as hyaluronidase 2a. The coding region runs from base 300 to 1724 and encodes 474 amino acids. The record is from RefSeq and is a predicted model, not a curated record. Gene Ontology annotation, biological process: hyaluronan catabolic process; carbohydrate metabolic process. Gene Ontology annotation, molecular function: hyalurononglucosaminidase activity; hyaluronoglucuronidase activity. Lineage: Eukaryota; Metazoa; Chordata; Actinopteri; Siluriformes; Siluridae. The transcript has 4 exons.